CGAAUGAGAUAGACAACAACAACAAGUGAAUGAUCGCUGGAAACGAGUAGACUUUGAGUAAAGUCAGCGAUGGGAAUGUCAGAAAAAGAAUGUAUAUCCCAAGUGGACAGUAAUAUAGAAGACAGUCUUUGUGGAAGGAAGUCACAGAUUCAGCUACUGUUGUCUCUCCUUGGAACGGAAGGAUUACCUGCCUGUCCAUCUCUCUUUAUUUAUGGAAAUGCCUCAAGUGGAAAAACUUUGGUUGUGAAGACCUUGCUGACACAUUUACAGGUUCCUUGUGUCUUCAUCAAUUGUGUGGAAUUGUUUAACAGCCGACUGAUAUAUGACAAGAUAUUGACAACCUUAUGUCCUGCAGGAAUUGAAAGGCCUUCCAAAUGUGAUAAUAUGAAUGACUUCGUGAGAAGUUUCAAAAAACUUCUGAACAAUAAAAGCUUGUCUGAGCAAACAGUUUAUUUGGUGUUUGAUAAAGCUGAACGUCUCAGAGAUAUGGACAUCAAUAUUCUGCCGGCCUUGUUCAGAUUUCAGGAGCUGACGAGUGAGAAGGUCUGUACGAUAUUAAUCACAGAGAUUGUGUGGGAGAAAUUUCAGUCUGGGAGAGGGUUCUGGAAACCAUUUAUUAUCCACUUUCCAGAUUAUUCAAAAGAUGAUCUGACAGAGAUCUUGUGUAUGGAUUGUCCAGCUGAAUAUGAAGUGCAGUUUUACUUCUCUUAUAUCCAGCUCGUCCUUAGCAUUUUCUACCAGGCUUGUCGAGACCUGAGAGAGCUAAGACAUCUGGCAAUUCUGAAUUUUUCUCGAUACAUUGAACCUAUUAAAAACGGAGAAGCUACAUGUGAUGACACUAUUAAACUGUGGAAGAACAUAGAGCCUCACCUGAAGAAAGCAUUACAGACCGUUUACCUGAGGGAGGUAUCCAGUGCCCAGUGGGAGAAACUCCAGCAGGAUGAAUCAGAAGCACCCAUUCAGAGUUUAUCUGCCAGGACCCACAUAGAGCUGCCAUUCUUCACCAAGUACCUGCUGAUUGCAGCCUAUCUUGCCUCAUAUAACCCAGCCAAAUCUGACAGGCGCUUUUUCUGCAAUAGAACUGGCAAACUUACAAGAAGGGAGAAGCUAGUGAAGAAACAUGAAAGGACAACAAAUCACCUGUUGGGCCCCAAAACGUUUCCACUAGAUCGUCUGUUAGCCAUUUUUUACUCGGUGGUCGAAGGCAAAGUUGCACCCUCUGCAAACAUAUUCAUGCAGAUUUCCUCAUUAGUGUCCUUGCACUUACUGGCACAGGUUGGUGGAGAUGACCAGGUAGAUGCUCCAAAGUACAGGUGUUUGGUGUCCUUAGAUUUUAUUACAUCUGUCUGCAGGACUGUCGGAUUUGACGUCAAGAGAUACCUGUAUGACUUCUUAUGAUUGAAGUCAAUACACCUGUACACUUUAUAUUAACGUGCAGGUAACAUGUCUGUCUGUCUGAUCUGUCCAUGUUAUGGAUGAAUUGGGCAUGAUACCAAGUACUGAAGACUACAAACUCUUGAAAAACAGUGUGAUCUCUCGCCCCCUCCCCCCCCCCCCCCCCCCCCCACACACACAAAAUUCAUGCAUAUAUAAUUGUACAGAAACAAUUGAAUUGAAUAAACUUUGCUUUUGUAUAAUGGGAUGGUGCCAAUUUGUGCAUAUGUAAAUAAAUGUCAAGACUAUAAUGGGCCAUUUCUUUGCUGGAACAAGCAUUGUGCUAGAAACUAGAAACCAUAAGACAUUAGUAUAUAAGGUAUAGCUGACACAGAUCUUUUUGAUCCUCUGAAUCUCGUUCUCCAGAUUAAAAAUUCUUCAUUGCAACAGUAUUAUUGUUGAAAGUUUAUUCAUUUCCAUAUCUGUGCAAUAGUUAUGGCUGUCCUAU
Liolophura sinensis is the source of this 1882-nucleotide messenger RNA. Its product is annotated as origin recognition complex subunit 5-like. NCBI's taxonomy places the organism in Eukaryota, Metazoa, Mollusca, Polyplacophora, Chitonida, Chitonidae. The transcript has 15 exons. Bases 70 to 1398 code for a protein of 442 amino acids. Gene Ontology annotation, cellular component: nuclear origin of replication recognition complex; nucleus. Gene Ontology annotation, biological process: DNA replication; DNA replication initiation. Gene Ontology annotation, molecular function: DNA replication origin binding. The record is from RefSeq and is a predicted model, not a curated record.